This is a messenger RNA of Insectozyma verbasci, 318 nucleotides long. The record is from the annotation of a GenBank genome assembly. Lineage: Eukaryota; Fungi; Ascomycota; Pichiomycetes; Serinales; Debaryomycetaceae.
AUGAAUACUAGUACAGGCUCAGGUCUACAUCCUAUUGAAUUGACAGCUCAUACUUUAUUAAAUGGAAGUUUUGAAAAUUUAAAUGAAAAUUUUAAUAUGUUGAAUCAAUCUCAAGUUAUAUUGUUGACAAGGCUAAAAAUUAUUGAAUCAAAAUUGAAUAACUUUAAAGAGUUGAUAGGUAAUAAUUAUAUAAAUGAGAAAAAAUUAACUGAAAAGUUUAAAAAAAUCAAAUCAUUAAGGAAGAGGUUGGAAUUUGUAUUGUUGAAAUUGGAUAAAAUAGAUAAACGAGUGGCCAAAUUGGAAGAAGGAAUGGAUUAA